Messenger RNA from Aricia agestis (brown argus), 2986 nucleotides. Its product is annotated as monocarboxylate transporter 9-like. The transcript has 6 exons. NCBI's taxonomy places the organism in Eukaryota, Metazoa, Arthropoda, Insecta, Lepidoptera, Lycaenidae. Bases 598 to 2973 code for a protein of 791 amino acids. Gene Ontology annotation, biological process: monocarboxylic acid transport; transmembrane transport. The record is from RefSeq and is a predicted model, not a curated record. Gene Ontology annotation, molecular function: monocarboxylic acid transmembrane transporter activity.
AAAAAAAAAGUAACAAAAAUGCGGUGCGGUGCGGGGCGCGACUGGUGUCUCGCGUCCUAACUAAAAUAAAAUACUAAAUAAAAACAUUGUACAGACGUGCUCUUGUGUUCCUGCGCUGCGGACGCAAAUAUUGUUUUUGUGCUAAAAGUACUAGAAACUAAUAAAAAAACUGUUUUGUGUGUGAUAAUUUGAAGAUUCUCCUGUUUUUGAGAUUUGAGAUGUUGGUCAAAGCAAAACUUUGAUUCUUAAUGUCAAGACGGGGCAAGAAUUAUUUUAAACAAAAAGAAGAUAAUUUCAAAAGUGACUUUUUUGAAAGCCUGAUAUCGGGGACUAGCCGGUCCUUGAUGAACUCGCUAAGCUACAACCCCAGCGCUCUUACCCUCUGUAUUGCUAAGAGCCCCUGUAGGUAUUCCGCUAGGGACCCGAGGUUAAGAUAUACCUCAAGAGAACCCAUCUCUUCGCCGUAGAUAUCCUCCAUCUGGCGUUUGAGUCCAAAAUUUCAGUGACGCCAGUCACAGAACAGCCUGUUUUAAUUUGAAAAAUAAAAAGACAGGGCACUAACCCGUACAAGCAAACGCUGCCGCGUUUGAAAGCGUGAUGGACACGCAAAGAGUGUACGCAAAUGGAAUUAACAACAAGGAUAAGUCUAUCAUUCAUAAUGAUAAAAUUCCUUCGGAAGAUGAUAGGACUACUUCACCUCUUCUAGAGAGAGCAAAUGACAUUAAAUACAUCGACGGCGUCGAGCCAGUAGAUGUAGAACAUAAAAACGAUUUAAAUACGAUCAAUUCUAUGAAAACGCAUGAGAAUGGAAUAAACAAUCGUUUAUCUGUAGAGUACUCGAAAGAUGACAAUGAAGACGCGAAGUCUACUAAUGAAAGAGUAAAGUUUCUGGGUGUGGGCGAUGAUGACAGUAUCUGUUCCAGUAAGCAUGAGGAGCCAGAACCUCAAAUACCAGAUGGAGGUUGGGGCUGGGUGGUUGUAGCUGCGUCGUUCCUUAUCGCGACCGUUGCCGAUGGACUUGCAUUCUCUUAUGGACUGCUGCAAAUCAAGUUCGUUGAUUUCUUCGAAGCCAGCGAAGCGAAGACUUCUCUUAUUGGAAGUCUUUUUAUAUCCGUUCCUCUAAUAGCUGGGCCGAUUAUGAGUGCGCUAGUUGAUAGAUAUGGAUGCAAGAAAAUGACAAUAGUUGGAGGAAUAUUUUCUACGGUUGGAUUUGUUGCUGCAUCAUACAGUAAUUCUGUAGAAGUCUUGUAUGUCACUUACGGUAUUAUUGCUGGAUUGGGAAUGGGAUUACUGUAUGUCACUGCUGUAGUAUCUAUAGCAUAUUGGUUUGAGAAACGUCGUAAUUUAGCAGUCGGAUUGGGUUCGUGUGGAGUUGGAUUUGGGACUUUUAUUUACUCACCUUUAACUACCUAUUUAUUAGAUGAAUAUGGUUGGCGUGGUGCUUUAUUAUUAUUAGCUGGAACUGUACUUAAUGUUUGCGUCUGUGGUGCUGUUAUGAGAGACCCUGAAUGGUUAAUUUUGGAGCAAAAGAAACAAAGAAGGUUAAGCAAAUCUAAAAGAGCAAACAGUUCUACCUCAAUUUCGGCUCGAUCUGCUAGGUCUGGUGGGGGAGAAUCGUUGUACCUUGGUGCUGAAGAAUUGAAGCAUUUAGUCCAGAGUGGCGAAGAUCCAGAGCAUAUACUUACUUCAUUGGUGGCUGCAAUUGCGGAAGCGGAGAGUGUUGAAGCAGCAACCAAAAGAAACGCUGACUUAUCGUCACAACAGAAAGUUAGCUCAGUUAUUAAUCUCCCAACAUUUUUGAGGCAGAGCGAGAAGAUAACACCAGAAGUGCUCGAUCAAUUGACAUCUAACGAACGUCUCUACAAUAUAAUUUUAACAAACUAUCCAUCUCUCUUGGCCUUAAGAAGCACAUCAGAUACAAAGCUGAACGUUGAAACUCCAACAAAAGAAAAACUUAGUAAGAAGAAAAAGAAGAGAGAUUUCGAUAAGAAACUUAAGAUGGUUCGAGAGAAUCUUCUUCAGCCUGUUCCAGAGAACAAUACCCUUAAUCCGAAAGUAGAGAGGCACGAUUGGCUGAUGAAGACGUUUCAGACUGAUCGUCAUUAUCUGAGAGAUAUUCGCGUACAUCGUAACUCCAUUAUGCAUAGAGGAGCCAUGAUGAAUAUAGCCAAGUAUAGAUUGAAAGCUUCUUCGUGUCCGGAUAUUUAUAAAAACUCAAUGUGGUCUAUGGAAGAAGACCAAGAGGAAAGGACAUGGGGAAAGAAACUCCUGCACGCCAUAAACAAGACCUUCGAUUUCAACAUGUUCACCGAAUUCCAUUUCCUGAUGAUGAAUCUGUCGACCUUGGUUCUGUUUAUAUGGUUCAUCGUACCCUACUUCUACAUCUCUACCUUCAUGGAAGAGACUGGUUACACCGAAACCGAGGGUUCCCUGAUGCUUAGUGUCUUCGGUGUCGCUACUAUCAUUGGAAUUGUCGGCCUCGGCUGGAUAGGCGAUCUACCAUGGGUGAACAUAACGAAGACCUACGGAUUAUGUCUCGUCGCUUGCGGCAUAUCCAUACUCUUAUUCCCGAUACUUAUUCGUGUUAUGGACGCGAAAGAGUCCUACAGCUUCUACAUUUUGGCGCUAAACGCUUUAUUCUUCGGCCUGACGUUUUCUAGCUCGUACUCAUACACUCCUAGUAUAUUGGUGGAGUUGAUCGCUUUGGAGAGGUUCACCAUGGCGUAUGGACUGGUGCUGCUGAGUCAGGGCUUGGGACAUCUGAUUGGACCACCCAUGGCUGGUGCUCUAAAAGACAAGACUGGGUAUUGGGACGCGGCAUUCUACAUCGCUGGUAUCUGGGUGAUAGUUUCUGGUCUCCUGGUAGCCGUCAUCCCGUACACCAAGAACUUCAGAAUCAUCGGCAACGCCCCGCUGGCUAAGGACGUAGCUGUCGACCCAGAACCUGGAGUGAAGAUUAUUAUUGCGCAUUAGGUUAUGACUUCAU